GAAGUUUGUGGGACAUAGCAACAGUAGGGUUUUACAAACAUGGAUCUUACUCUCCAGUUUCUUCAAAAUUAGGCACUUUUUCCUUUUACAAAGCAUCCUUUUGGAAGGAAAUGAAACAGAUGCAUCAGACUGAAGGAUCAUCUUAAAAGGACAUCACCAGGAGAAGGGAAAGAAAGCCUUUGGACUAGUGCACUCCCAGAAGGUGGAGGGUAGUUGAUGCAGCUCAUGUGCUCCCAGAAAGACUCGGCCCCUUGACCAUGAAGGACUUUGUUCUAUCAUUACUGAGUCGGGGGUGUGGCCAGAUGGUCCAGGUAGAAGAAGAUAGCUUUGGUGGAAGGAUUGAGGUCUGCCUGGAGCCUGAGGACUAUUUCAACUGGAAAUCCCAACAAGCGCUGCUUCGCUUGUCCCACAGCGGUCAUGUUUGGACAGGAGGGGAACCCGCACCCCCUAGAACCUACAGCACCAGGAGGGGGCCCCUUAUCUUAUACUCUGAGGACCUCGCACUGUCGCCUUUGCGACCUGAUGAUGUCAGCACUAAGGUGCCACACCCCCAGCAUGGAGCGGAGCAUCACGUCUCUCCUCAGUGGCACCUUGCAGACCCUCUAGUGGCUUAUGGCAGAAAGCAGGCUCGGAGGUCCUACGUCUCAGGCGAUGUGCACCCUCUCCUGUCCACCAUCCCCUCCAGGCUCGCUCUGCCCCGAUUCAGCACCAAGCGCUCCCUGGCUCCUCUGAACCCUAUCUGCAAACCAAAGGUCGUGACCUCUGACUCUGAACUCUCUCCAGGUCCCACCAGUAAAUGUGCCCCAGCACAUCCCCACAAGGAGGCAGAAACCUUUUCCACCCCCAGUGCCUGCCCUGCAUCAGGUCACCUGGCCCCAGUAUUGGAGGGAGGGGCCACAUGCCUUGGGGAUAAAAAAUCCCUCCUAUCCUCCACAGAAAAAGAAACAUUUCAAUCAUCCAGCCUGGAAAAUCAAAGAAAGGGUGAGAAUCUGAAGACAUUUAGCUUUAGGGUCAUAAUGGGGACUCCUGGGUCAUGCAUGAGUCCAAUCCCAGAGAACCCUGGCAGCACCGUGGAUGGAAAAGAGGCACAGAUGGCACGUCGCGUGCUCGGCUGCCCUGGGCUCGUAGGAGCUGGUGGGAUAUGCAGCACAGCGGCGCCCCCAGCUGUCAGGGAGGCAGCAUGUCCUCUGAGGACCGCCAGUGUGGACUGCUCCUGGGAGUGCAGCCCCGUCUCACACAUCACCUACUAUGGAGGUCACAUGGGCGGUGCAAGGGCCCGGGGCAACUUGAGGCUGAGGAAGGCCGACUCCCCUGACAGACAGGACGAUGCCGUCCCAGACCCUGCCUUUUCUAACAUACGCUUACCACCUGUGCCUGUGGGACCCUUGGUCGCAUUAGACCAAUUUAGGAACACAGACGUGUCUGAGCCUGUAGCAGGACGGGAGCCACGGACGUGUGACAUCAGCACUGCAGCUCCUGCUCACGCCCACUUGGAAAGACAAGCUCACAGGAAGCUGCUUCUGCCCGUGCUCAUCCCUGUGCACAGAGAGCGGCAGAACAAUCUGCAAUUCCGCGGUGGUCUCUGUGACGACAAUGUUGCAGAUAAGCAGAGGGAUGAGCCCUCUAAGCAAUCCGGACGGGACGAAUGCAACGUCUGUAACACCAGCGGAGUAGGUCCAAAUGCUGCAAAAAUCGCUCCUAUCCUUCACUGCAACAGGCUCAACCCAGACGGCUUGACUGCGCGGGACCCAGGAGAAGAUGAAGGCCGCCCCCUGGGUGUCCUGCCCCCCCUGGCAGGCCGCAGGGGUCCUGGGAAACAGAGUUCCAUGGCCUUCCACAAACACAGCCCUAAUGAGGGUCAUGACCUCCUUGACCCCCACGACCCCGAGAAUGAAGUGGUGCGGGGCAGUCUUCCUGUAGCCCUGAAAGAGUGGGUGAAAAGCGGAGCCCCCGGCACCCUGGUUAUGGGUCCCGGUGGUGAAAUCAUACGUCUGUCUAUCUGGGACCCAGCCACCGACGUGCGGGAGCCCCAGCUGCUUGAUAACAUUAUCCAAGAGCAAGCCCUAAGUGCUCUGGCCUCGGACGCGGUGCUGGAGGAGCCCUGGGCCCUAAUUCUGCAGCCAGAUCCAGCUGAGGCGAGGUUUAUUGACACUACCCUCCGCUACACAAGCCCUCCUCACCCAAGGAAUCGGAUGAUUGACAGGGAAGAUGAUCUUGAUGUACAGCGGGAAGCUGUGAAGAGCCAGGCUGCGGAAGCUGAUCGCGAGGUUGCUGUACAGGGAACGGGAAAAGGGUCUGCCCACAAGAUCCAAGAACAACAGAGAGUCUAUGCCCAGGGUCAUUCCACUGGGGAACACGGUCGGAGUACCAUUCCAUCCCACAGUCUUCCUGUUGAUGAACAGGAGACCAAUUAUUUCUCUGGUCAACGAGAUCCAAUGAGCAUUGCUGCCAGUAGUCUUCUGCCUGAGGAACAGGGGCAAAGGACCGUAUCUUUAAAUGGCCGACAAUUUGAUGAACAAAAACACAAGAUCGGUAUUGCUCAUGGUCAUCCAUUUAAAGAUCAGGAGCAGAAGAUCAUUUCUGACACACCUAAUGUCACGACAGCAUAUAUAAGAAACCAACUUUCAGGGACAGACCAUUCUACAAGCUUUAAUACAACCAUUACUCUGUCAGUACUUCAAGUGGAGGAGGAGGGGGAGGACCUCUCUGAAGAAGGCACACAGGGGCAUGGAGAACAGGGCAGCUCCUUGGUGGUAUCACCAACAGAGAAGUUCCAUCAUAUCAGCCAUCCAGUAUUGAAGCCAACCACCAGUAGUAGUAACUCCACAGUGGACCUUAAGAGCAGCAUGAGGACUGCAGGAGCCCUGAGUGCCAGGUGGACUGAAGAGCCCAAGCAAACAAACACAUCUGCAGAUGUAGACAAAGCAGAAAUCAGGGGGCAGCAAGAGGAAACAAAAUAUACAAAGAGGAAACAGGAGCUUAUAGAGGAAGGAUUACGCAAAAGAUCAGCUGCCCGGGUUCCUGUGGGUGACCAAACAUCAAAAAAAGCAAACCUAAAAGGACAGAGGCUUCAGAAAAGUUCUAGUUCAGAAACAGGGAUGGUGAUGAGCCAAAGGAAAAAGAUGAAAAGCCAAGAGGAGUUUGUUGUUGGAAAGCCACGUGAGCGCAGCGUGAAGACUGACAAAGCUGAGAGAAAUCUCCAUUUAAAGAAGAAACUAAAGGCCUCCACCCUGAAUAAAGCAGCUAAACACAGAGACCUGGGGGCAGAAGAAUGGACUGAGAGCAGAAUGACACGGGACAGUGAUUGUGACAGGGACUGCACAAGCGAUGAAGACGAGUGCCAACUGUGUGGCUCUGUAUCACACAGCUCUGUGGGAGGAGCCUCUUCAGGAACACCCAGCACAGGCAGGACUGACCAGCAGGAGACCACAGCGCCAUACUGCCAAGGGGUGGCUUCUCAUGAUUACCUUCAGACAUCUGGCGAUACUGUGGUGACAGAAGACCAAGCGCAGCUUCUUAGCUGUGAGGCUAGCAGUAGCAUGGAUGACAGCGAUGGAAAACUUGCAUCCUGUGUGGAGCAGCAGAGGGCAGGACCAGCCGAGCGUGCAGAACGCCGCAGAAUGGAAGUGGAGAGGAAGAGAAAGGAGAAACAGGAGGAGAAGCAACGGCAGCAGGAACGAGAGGAGAGGGAGGAGCGCAUGAGGCUGCAGCUGGAGAUCGAGCAACAGCAGCGAGCAGAGGCAUUCAAACUUAAGCGGCUGAAAGAGCAGGAGGAGCAACAGAAGCUGGAAGAGGUUCAGAGGGAGAGGGUGAGGAGAGAGCAGGCUGAUAAGGAGGCAGAAAAGAGGAGACAGGAGGAGGAAAGGCGGCAGCUCCAGCGCCUCCUGAGGAUCAGGCGAGAGGAGCAGGAGCGCAGGGCAGUGGAGCUGGAGAGCCAGCGUGCAGUGAAAGAGGCACAGAGAGAGGAGGAGAGGAGGAAGCUGCAAGAUAUGGAGGAGAGUGAGCGGACGGAGUACCUGUACAGACAACUGAAAGAAGAGGAGCAAAAGCAGAAGGCAGAGGAGGAGAGGAAGAGGAAGCAGGAGGAGGAAACGCAGCAGGCUAUAGAGCAGGCUAGACUGCAAGCAGAAAUAUUUGCCAGGCAGUGUGAAGCCCUCGAGAAGCAGAUGCAGUUCCGGCGGGGUUUGCUGCUGGAAUCCGAGGCACUGGGGCUCACUCAGGACAUCUCGCGCCCCUGGGUCUACUCAUACUUCACCUUGAUGGACGCUCUGGGCCUCACGGCACCACCCACGGCCCCAGAGGAGCUGGCAAGGGACAGCACAGCAUAAAUCCUGCCCAGCCCCCUCCCCAAGUAAGAUCACACCUCAUUAUGGUUACACAAUCGUGCAAGGCUGACAAAUCCAGCAACUGUCACUGAUCGAAAGUGAGUACUACUGCUCUUCAUAAGUCAGUGAUUGGAUUCAAACAUUUUUGUCAUCAUAAAGAACAUCCACAGCCACUGCAUCAAUCAGCGAACUGGAAAGGUUUGCCUACAAAUAAAUGGAAGGUGGCAUAUAGAGUUUAACGAUUUUAAGCAAACCAAUCACUUCAUUUGAAAUGUAUAUUUGCAGUAUUAAAAGGAUAAAAAAUUUUCUCCAACCAAUGCAGACUGGUUUAGAUGCUCAAAUUUGU
Molecule: messenger RNA, 4671 nt
Organism: Paramormyrops kingsleyae
Lineage: Eukaryota; Metazoa; Chordata; Actinopteri; Osteoglossiformes; Mormyridae
Product: KIAA2012 ortholog
Source: RefSeq, a predicted model, not a curated record